This is a messenger RNA of Pecten maximus, 7747 nucleotides long. Its product is annotated as myb-related protein B-like. Gene Ontology annotation, biological process: regulation of DNA-templated transcription. Gene Ontology annotation, molecular function: RNA polymerase II cis-regulatory region sequence-specific DNA binding; DNA-binding transcription factor activity, RNA polymerase II-specific. The transcript has 16 exons. Lineage: Eukaryota; Metazoa; Mollusca; Bivalvia; Pectinida; Pectinidae. The record is from RefSeq and is a predicted model, not a curated record. The coding region runs from base 562 to 2643 and encodes 693 amino acids. Gene Ontology annotation, cellular component: nucleus.
UUUAUACAUUGUCUUUGUAUUUGCAGCGUUGUAUUGCAUGGCCAUUGGCCAUUUCGGAAGACCCAUCUGUUGUUUGUGGUAAAGCAAACCAAAGUAAUAUGAAAAAAACUCGCAUGUCCUGUUUAAAACAAAGAAACAUGCAUUUGAGUUACAGGUUUCACUGGUAAAAUAGCUGUUAGAUUGUCUUGAGAAAAAAAUCUGCAAGGGCGAAACAUGAAAAUUUAUCAUUGUCAUCUCUUUGGUAAUCGGCAAGCUGUUAAACAUCUCGAGUAGCAAUGCAGGAUAUCUAUCUGGCACAAUAAAAAGUCAGACUAAAAAUAAUAAGUUUAUUUAUAGAUAGAUCAUAGUGUUCACGUUGGAUAGUUCAAUUUGGCUCUUUUCUGCACGUGCACAUAUUCUAGACGUCAAAAAUCACCAAUGGCAAUGACGUUUCACGUGCGCGUGCGGAGCACCACGUCAAGAAAAUGACUGUCAACAUUGCUUUACCUGUUAAUUGCGUUCGUACAGGACUUAUACUUGGAGGAAUAUCUUUAAUUAUUUGGGAGAUUUGAUUCUACAAAAAUGACGUUUGUUUACAGCUACCGAGAUAACACCUAUCAUAGGAUUAUAAAUGAAAGAACUGCAGCUUUCAGCAGACAGUCUUUCAGUAGUGACGAGGAUUCGGAUGAAGGAGAGCAUAUUGACCACGAUUACAAUGCUUCUCAAACCUUUGGAUACCGGUUCAUUAAUAAAGGACGGUGGACAAAAGAGGAGGAUGAAAAAUUAAAAAAGGUUCUGGAAUACUGUGGUACACAAGACUGGAAACUUGUGGCAAAGUACUUUGUUGAUCGUACUGAUAUACAGUGUCAGCACCGCUGGCACAAAGUUUUGAACCCAGCCCUAAUAAAAGGCCCCUGGACAAAGGAGGAGGACGACAAAGUUUUGGAGCUUGUCCAGAAAUUUGGUCCAAAAAGGUGGACACUUAUUUCCAAACUUCUGAAUGGUAGAACUGGCAAGCAGUGUCGAGAAAGGUGGCACAACCAUCUGAACCCAGACAUUAAAAAGUGUGCGUGGACAGAGGAGGAGGAUCGUCUUAUCUACUCUCUCCACAGACAGCUUGGAAACAGAUGGGCUGAAAUAGCAAAGUUCUUACCUGGAAGAACUGAUAAUGCAAUCAAAAAUCACUGGAAUUCAACAAUGAAGCGCAAAUAUGAAGACGAAAAUUGCACGGACCAGCAAGUUGGUAUAUAUACCCAGGCCUUUACACCCAGUACCUCAACAAACUACCAGUCAGUGCAGCCCGUACAGCUUUUCCCAAAUGUCCGUGUUUCCUCUGACAAUACUGGCAACUCCAGUAGUACUCCAGUAAAGAGUGAAGACGGAAAGGUGCCUGAAUUGGGGUCUGGUUUUAGUGGUCUUUCCUCUCUGGACCUCAUCAGUGGAACUGGAUCAAUAACAGGUGUAACUCCCAUCAAGUUUACAGCUUUAAAUAGCAAAGGUUACAGAUUUGAUGGGAAAGCUAUCCAACGCCUGAAAAGUCCUGGACGUCUUAUUCCCAUUACAUCUCCAGUUACCUCCAAAUUCUCCAAGCCUGCCAUCCUAAGGAAGGGCAAGAGGAAGAUCUGUUUGCCAAGCAAAAGUGAAAAGGAAAGUGCUAAGACGCCACGGACAAACUGGACGGACAUGUCCAGAAGGGCUCCCGUGAUGGACGAAUCUGUUUUCCAAAAUGCCUAUAAAGAGAACAUAAAUAUUUAUUCACUGGACAACAAACCUCCUCAUGGAAACCAUUUAUCACCGUAUUCAUCGGAUGAUAAAGAAGAACAUUUGACUCCAAAAGGAACGCCGAUAAAGAAUUUGCCAUUUUCUCCUUCACAAUUUUUGAAUAGUCCUGAAAUUCCUUUUGGUAAAGUGACAUCAACACCCGUAUGCAGCCAGCUUCAUAUGGCCACACCAACCAAUAAUAGUGUUCUGGACACUCCAGAGAUCAAACGGGAUUCAAACACACCAAGGGAUUUUUACUGCACACCAAGGAUCCGACGAUCUAUACUUAAUGCCACUCCUAGGACUCCUACUCCAUUCAAGACAGCUCUGGCCGAGAUGGAAAAGAAAGCAAGAACAUUUAAGGACAUUAGCCCAGGACAGCUGGAUGACCUGAACGAGAUGAUCAAGGAGGACACUGGCUAUGAGGGAGAUCUGUCAACCAUGGACUUCAACUUAACCCCUAGGGAGAACAAGCAAAACAAACAGGAAGAUAAAACUAACAAGGCAAGACAGUCCCUGAAGUGGCCAGUGUCUGAAGGGUCCAUCUUCACCAGUACCGAGUCCCUCCUUAUGUCACCAGAAACUCCGAGCAAAUCGCUGAUUGGAGACACCAGUAUCCUGUUUUCUCCGCCCUCGAUUAUUAAAGAGACGCUGGCCGAGGAAAUUAUGGAAGAUGUGUUUGCUGUCCCAAAACCAUCUCAGCAGGAAAAAGCAAAAGAGAUGCGCAUUGGGAAGAAGUCCAUAAAACGAAUAAAAUUCUCAGAUAGUGCUUGUAUAAAAUCUAUUGUAAAGCUGGAUUCUGCUUUUGAGCGAGUUGCAUGUGGAAAGUCUGAUGAUCAAGUGACAAUGACCGAUCUUGCUCGUCGUUUUCUUACCCAGAAAGGAGGCAUGCUUUUAACAUAGAGGUUUUUGUUGGAGCCUGUAUGACGAUGGGUGUUGUAUUUCUGUGAUAGACCGAAUUGUAUGGAGGCGUGUAUAUGUGGAAAAGACUACAGACAUAUAUAUGUGUCUUAUUUGGGAUUCCUGCAAUUUUGCAUUUAUAUAUGUUAAAAGACUUGCAAAAAUGGCUUCUUUAUGUAUUUAAAAACACAAAAAAAUUAUUACUUUGUAGAGUAUUCCAGUCUUAAUUGUUCUAUGAGAAUAUGACGAAUCAUUAAUGCUGCUUUAAUUUGUUGAUACCAUUGAUAAGUUUUUUGUAUAUCAGCUAUGACUUUUGUUACUUUUCUUGAAAAGUAAAUAAUUAAGCCCUGUAAGGCAACUAGUUACUUUCUAUCCUCCUUGUAGUGAACAUUAGAUUCCACUACAGGGUACUCUGAAGGAGCGUCAUAUUAUAGGCCAUUUUAGAAGUUCAUAACAAUGUUGAUCUUUUUGUGUUGUGUGUGUAUAUCUUUUCUAGUGCUACAGUGUGUUUUUGCGGAAAGUUCAUUUUCAGUGUCAAAGUAGUACUAUUUCUUUCAUUCUCUUGUUUUCUUUUUGUUGUGAUAUGUUGCUUCCUUAAUAGAACGGUCUCUUUGGAAAGUAAUUCAAUGGAGCUGUAUUUUGUUUUGGGAUAGAAAUGAUAUGGUACAUUCAAAUUGUUUCAAAGUCAGAUGCAAGAUCUUUUAGGAGAAAGAUACAUGAAGGACUUUUAUCAUUUUAAAGAGGAACUGUUAUAAAACUGUCCAGGUAAAGAUCUUUGUAACAUACUCCUUUUUGAAUAUUGUCAUCAUUUUUUUAAACUACCAUAUGUAAGCAGAAAUAAACAUGGAUUUUGAUAUUUAAGCCUACCUAUAUUACAGUUCUAGAAAUGCCAACUAAAGCUAUUUCAUUUACCUGUGUAUAUCAGUCAACCUUUUCAGUCAAUGUUAUUUGCUUGCCCUGGGCAUAUUGCAGGACAUGUAUGUAAUAUGAAAGAAACAUUUCAGCAGAAACCUUUUUAAAAAAAAAAGUUAAUUCGGUGGGUUUUUUUUGGUUUUUUUUUACCAAAAUGACCAUCCCACAAUAGAAUUUUGAAUUGGAGGAAACAUGUUAAUAACUGUCAUUCUUGAAGAUUUCUUUUUGGCAUUUAUUCUUGAAGUGUCGCCCCUCUUUAUAGAAGUUUAGAUGAGUUUUGAAAAUAAUUUUUCGUAUUUUAGAGUGCUGGUGAAUAUAUUGUUUUCUAGUGAAAAGUUUUAAUAAUGUUAUUGGGUUGUUGUGCAUGCAUAUAUAGAUAUAUAUAUAAAUACUUAAAAGAAUAUAAUAUAAAAAAUAUGUUUGUGGAAUCUGAAAUCAAUAAUUAGAGUUGCAUCUUUUUUUCUUUCUUUUUUUUAGUAUGAGUCCUUCCUCAUAAAACAUGAAUAAGAUGUCCCUCAUAAAAACAUGAAUAUGAUGUUGCAUGAAAAAUGCAAUGACCUGAUAUUGAUCAUUCUCCGUCAGUUAUCAUUCAAUCCAACAAACCAUGCCACAAUGGUUUAACAUUGUCAUCCUGUACACUCACUAUUACAUCAAAUUCCUUUCAGAGUGGUGAUGUUAUGCGCCAUUUCUCCAUAAGGUGUUUGACAAAAUGAACCUUGUCACAUGUUUCUGCUUUGUGACAGGUAGUCGGACUGAUAGUGGGGCCUUUCAAACUUGUCCAUUUUCUAGCAUAGCACUUUUAGUCUAUAAAUGAUUCUGUAUAUAUAUGUAUUAAUAUCUCUAUAAAGACAUUAACUAACUUUGUAUGAUUAUAAAAUCAUCUAUAUGUCCACACCUUGACAACAAUGUACAACGAAUUUUGGUUUUAUUUUAUAGCUCAAAACAUAUUUUACAAAUAUUUUUGAUGUAUUCCUCAACUUUGUGACAUAAGUCACUUUUAAAAGAUAAUUUUAUGGAAAGAGAAAGUCAAUUUUUGAGAUAAACUAUACAUAAUUUUUAACAUCUAUAGCAAAACUUUUUUUUUUGAUGUGCAUGUAAAGAUGUAUUAUAUCUGUGUGUGGUUCCAUUAACAUUUAAUAUGAAAAGUAGGUUUUGCAAUGGAAAGUUUUGUAAUUUUGAAAUUACUGAAAGAAGAAAAACCUUUUUAGCAUUAACAUGUCUUUGAGAGAUUUUGAAAAGUUUUAUUUUGGAGGAGUGCUGUGUUUUAUAUACCUCUGUAACUUUAUUAAAUGAAAAGAGGCAGAGUUUUUCUGAUGAUGAUACUGACAAUGUUAUGGACAAGCUGGCCUUUCCUUUGCCUAACUUGUGGUAUUUGUAUAUGCACUUCGAAUCAAUAACAAGAUUCACACCACCAAAAAAUACAUGCAGAAGUAUGUUGUAUAUCUGAAAAUAAAUGUUUAAUUUGGUUAGAAAAGGUAUUGGAAUUCAGAUAGAAAGGUUAUUAAAAUGUAAACAACCACUCUAGUGCUAGUUUUAUAGAAAAUGCUUAAAUAAAGCCAUACAUUCUUUUUUUAAUGAUUCCUUUAAUUAUAUAUAUAUAUAAAGACAAACUAAACAUCUAUUUUGUUCAUUUCUAAACACCUCAGGAUGGUAACAGCAAGUGUGACUCUCCAUAAGAUUUCCGUCAGUCAUUAGUAGAGAUGGAAUGGUUAGUGUUCAGACUUGACCACUUGGGGUGGGGUAGGGCUUGGUUGGGGAAGUAUAUCUACGGGAGUCUCCGACUUACUUUGUUUUUAUUUAUUUUAAAAUUGAAAGAUUUAUUAAGUAGUUAUUUAUUUCUAGUAUCAGAAUGUUAUCUUUGAUAUAGGCUAAGAGUUAUCUCACCAAAUCGAUAGAUUAGCCAAGUUUUAUAGCAUAGAUUUGUAGCAUCACACCUAGCAUGAACUAUUGUCAUGACAACAGGAUUGAAGGUGGUGCUUGUAUAAUAAGAGUGUGUGAUGGAAAGAGGUAUUCAUUCUUGCAUGCUGUAAUGUUUCAUUAGUGAAUGAAUGAAAGAAGGUUGUAUUCACUUGCUAAACAGAGUUUCCUUAGUUAAUAUGGGAUAACAGCAUUCAAAUGAAUUGAAUAUGGUACCGUUUAAUUCUGUGUAGAGUACAAGGGAAGGUGGUUUUGUUGAUCGCUGUACUGUGUUUUGUUAGUAGAUGUACAAGAGGUCACCGGGUAUGUAUUGCAGAAUAAAGUAAAAUUUUUGUUAGUGAAUGUAUGUGGGAAGGUUGAAUGUGUAUUCAUUGUCACUUGUACUGUGUUCUUUUAGUGAAUAUAUUCAAUGCUGAAUAAUGUACAGUUUUUGUUAAUGGAUGUAUGAGGGAAGGAUGUAUACAUGUUUGUUUUUGUCAUGCACAAGAGUGAAAUGGUGUCAGUACCUUGUUAUUGUGGAGUGCUGUAGAUUUGGCUGUGUAUCAAUGGUAUAAAUCUCCUUCCCAUCUAUACUUUUCAACAGUAACAAUAGAAAUUUAUUGAUGUAUGCUGAUGAUUUGUGUGCAUGGUAAGUUUUAUUGUUGUCUUUGUAUUGCAUUUUUUCCUCAUUGUUAACUUGACUAUGACUGCAACUCACUGGAAUAUUAUAGAAAUAAUUAAAAAAAAAAAAAUGAACACACAUAAACUUUGGUAAAGAUAUGUGAAUAUAUGUGUACAAUAAAAAUUCCAUGGAUUCAUUAUAUUUGUUUCUUUACCACCCUCGUGUCCUUUUGGAGUACAUUUAAAGUUUCAUCUACAACUGCUAAAUUUUGUAUUUGAAUCCCUCCUCGAAUGGUAGCAUCCACCACUAAAAUCUAAUUUUGUUUACACAUACAUGUAUAGAGUUAUGGCCCUUUUAACCAGUGUGUUUCAUAUUCUUUGUAACUUUAUGAUUUGAAAAUUUUGAAAUAACAUGCAAGGAUCUUUUGGAAUAGCAUUACAUGCUUGAAUCUUCACAGAUGCUCAUUUGAUACCAUUUUGAGUUUAGGGGUAAGAUUCUUUGCUAUGAGUGCUUUUAUUUGUAUUAUCCAGAAGAGGGAAAAUAAAUACGAUUUUUAAGUCCAUUCUUAAUUUACUAACUAGAAUAAUAUUUUGAAAUUUCGACCAAUCUUUUCAUUUCAUACAUAAGCCAUGUAAUAAUAUGUACAAAAAAAAAGUUUAACUAGAAAUUUUUGAUUGUAUGUUGAUGCUGAAGUUGCAUAUGAUUUUCCUUGUGUAAACUAUAUAAUUACACAAUGUGCAUGAUGUAUUUUUUAUUUCAACACAAAUUAUUCAUGAUUAUAACUUAUUUUCAAGGUAUCAUAUUUUAGCUUUUGUAAGAUGUUUUUGUUCCUAGUUGUAUUGUAUAUAUUUAUUUUCCAUAUAGGAAUGCAGAUUGUUAAUUGAUACAGAUGUAUGUUAAUUUCAUACUCCUUUUGUUGGAUUUGAUCAUUGAUCUUUUGUUUGUAUUUAUGUUGAAUUUUUGCUUCAAAAUCACUGCAAUAGUAUUAAAAUAUAAUUCCUCUACUAUCACAUUAACCAUAUACUGUACCUGUUGGAACAAACUUAUCAAUUCAAGCAAAUUGAUUUCAUUUUGAUAGAAAAUUGUCUGUGUCUAAUGAAUGGUUAACGCUAUAGUUGAAAAAUGAAUUUGAAUUUGAAUUUCUUGUUGGAUGUUUUGUAAUGAAUGUCUGUUGGACAUAUUUUGUUGUUUUCUUUACUUGAAAUAAACAUUUUAUUGUGUGAUAGUCUUAAGUGUUUCAUACACGUGAAAAUAAAUUGUGUAGUUUUUUUGUGACUUUUAAUGUUACAAAUAUUGGAUAAAGGAUAAGAUGCAUUGGAAAAAAUCUUCUAUUCUCUUUUGUGACAAAAAGCUUUAUUUUCAAUUACCUAGUACAAGGUAUUAAUACUGGACAUAUACAGAUGGUUGGUCCUGAAACGAUUAAAAUUUGUAAUUGGAACAUUGGGGGUAGUUCAUGGUAAGAGAUGCAUCUUUGUGUCUCUUUCAUACACUCACUUUUGCAAGUUUGUCGUUUAGAUUUAAGAAAUUAAGGAACUUUAUUCUUUCUUGGAUUUGUAAUCUACUGUUUGUUGAUGGAAAUGUAUUUUGGCUGAGAUUUCUGCCAAGUUGUUGAUGUAGUAGGAUCUUACUGAUGUUGUGUAGACUUAGUGAAUAAAAAUAAUGAUAAAAAAACAUGUA